Messenger RNA from Cheilinus undulatus (humphead wrasse), 4184 nucleotides. It is a transcript of the gene vtg3, whose product is annotated as vitellogenin 3, phosvitinless. The transcript is spliced from 28 exons. The record is from RefSeq and is a predicted model, not a curated record. The coding region runs from base 1 to 3822 and encodes 1273 amino acids. Gene Ontology annotation, biological process: lipid transport. Gene Ontology annotation, molecular function: lipid carrier activity. Lineage: Eukaryota; Metazoa; Chordata; Actinopteri; Labriformes; Labridae.
AUGCGAGGGAUCCUCCUCUGUUGCCUUGUGGCCCUUGCCACAUGUCAGAGCAUCCGCUAUGAUCUGGGCCUGAACCCCCACAAAAUCUAUGAGUACAAAUAUGAGGGAGCGGUGAACUUUGGACUCGGGAUGCCCAACCUCGCAGAGUCUGGUGCGAGAAUUUCAUGCAAGGUCAAGAUCUCUGGUGUGUCUGCACAAACCUUCAUCCUUCUGGUGUCUGAUCUGGCUGUAGAGGAGUUCAAUGGCUUCCCUGGGAAAGACGGCUUCACUGCCUCCCCUAAGCUCACCCAGCGUAUUGCUGCUCCUCUCUCCAAACCCUUCAUGUUCAACUACACCAGUGGACAUGUCGGAGACAUCCGUGCUGCUGCUGAGAUCCCUGACAGCAUUGUCAACAUUGUGAGAGGGAUACUGAGUUUUUUUCAAGUCACCUUGAAGACCACACAGAGAUAUUACGAGCUUGAAGAGAUUGGGAUCCAUGGCAAGUGCCAGAGCAACUAUGCUAUUGAGGAAAAUGCAGAAACAAAGGACAUGACUAUCACCCAGGUUGUGGAUUUUGAUAACUGCAGGGAGAAAGCAGCCAUCUACAGGGGAAUGUCAACUGCCGUGCUGGACAAAGUGGCCAAACAGAAAGGGGAAUCUAUCAUUUCAUCUGUAAAAUAUGUUUACACCGUCAAACCAACAGCAGAGGGAGGCCUCAUUACCAAGGCUCAGGGCCUGGAGCGGCAGCACUUCAGUCCUUUCAACGUGAAAGGUGGCAAUUUUAAGAUGCAAGCGAUGAAGGAAAUGGUGCUUCUCAGUGUGAGCGACACAGCUGAAGCCCUUACAUUUGGACCGAUGGAAAGCAAGGGCAGCCUUGUUCACAAGUUUGUUGAUGCAGAAGCUGAUAUCCCUAUUGUGAUGCAAAACCUGGAGAACCCAGUGCCAAAGGCUAUUGAGUUGUUCAACAAACUGGUUGAGGCUAAUAAAUAUGCCAUUGACAGCGCUUCAACUGAGGAUAUCAUAAAGCUGUACCAACUGCUGCGAGUGACAGAUUAUGAAGGAUUAGAAGCUAUGUGGAAGCAGUUUAAAGGGAGUAGAGAUCACAGACGUUGGUUUUUGGACAUGGCUGUCGAGGUCACUGAUGCCAGAAUCCUGAAGUUCAUUGAGAGUAGGCUUGAGUCUGGAGAGCUGACCGCAACUGAAAUUGUGCAUAUUGUUGUCUUGGCAAUCAACCAUCUACGACCUAUUCCUGAGCUGGUUGAGAUGGCUAAAAUGUUCCUGACAAUGCCCUCAAGUAAAUCCAAUGUCUAUGUGUGGCACACUGUGGUGCUUACCUAUGGCUCACUGGUGUACAAGCACUGUAACUAUUACACACCUUGCCCAGUAUCUGCUGUUCAGCCACUACUGGACCUGGCCAUGGAAAGUCUGAGGACCGGCAAUGAGGCAAACAUGGUCCUUGCUCUGAAAGCUCUGGGUAAUGCAGGCCACCCAGGAAGCAUUAAAACCAUCAUCCGCUUCCUCCCCGGGGUUGCUGCCUCUCCUGUGGAUCUGCCUCCUCGUGUGCUGAGCGCUGCUGUGCAGUCAAUGAGACUCAUCGCUGCUAGAGACCCUCACAGUGUCCAAGAUAUCACCAUGACUCUGUUCUUACAAAAAGACCUUCCCAGUGAGAUCCGCAUACUAGCCUUUGUAAUCCUGUUUGACACUAAGCCAUCCAUGGCUCUGGUGUCCACAGUGACUGCACAUCUGCAGGAGGAAAAAGACCUCCAUGUUGUUAGCUUUGCAUACUCCUACUUGAAGAGCUUUGCAAGAUCCACUACUCCAGACAAUCUCUUCCUCUCAACUGCCUGCAAUGUGGCUGUGAAAAUCCUGGCCCCUAAGUUUGGUCGUCUAAGCUAUUACUACAGCAAAGGACUGCGCAUGGACUGGUUUAGUGAUGACUUCCUCAUUGGAACAGCCACAGAAAUCCUCGUGCUAAGGAGUUCAGGAAACAUGAUUCCCACUGAAUUCAUGAUGAAAGGGAAAUUCUUUUUCAUUGGUAGAAUUCUGCAGCUUCUGGAGCUGGGGAUCCGUGCUGAUGGAAUUAAGGAGCUCUUCAGUGAGGGCAUCCCUGGUUUUUCAGGAGAUCUUAGUCUUACUGAUUUCCAGGCUAUUUUGAAUGUGCUUCAAAACUGGGAAAUCCUGCCUAGUGGUAAGCCCAUUUUUUCUGCCUAUACACGUGCCUCUGGACAAGAAUGGUUCUUUGCAGAUAUCGACAAAGAUUUCAUCCAGGACAUCAUUAGGGCUGUCAGUCCUUCUGCAGGGACAGAAAGCCCUCUGUGGGGAAUGAUCGAGGAUCUGCAAAGAGGGAUGUCAUGGCAUUGGACAAAGCCUUUCUUAAUCUUUGAGGUCCGCUACAUCCAAGCUACCACCCUGGGUCUCCCACUGGAGAUCAGCAAAUAUUAUGAAACCCUGAAUGCCAUCACUGUCAAUGCCAAAACCACACUGAACCCACCGCCUACCCAGCAUCUUGGACAACUGUUGAAUUCUGAGAUUUCUAUGGAGACUGAUGGUUUUGUGGGCUGGACGAAGGAUUUCUGGGUUUUCUAUGGCAUCAACACAGAGCUGUUCCAGUGCGGUACUGAGUUAAAGAGCAAAAUUCCUCUUGCCAUACCCUGGAACUUUUCUGCCAAGAUCAACAUGAGAGAAAAGAAAUUUGAACUUGACUUCCCUGCAAUCAAGAAGGAGUCAACUAUCUUUUCAGUCACCUCAAAUGUGUACGCAGUCUCCAGAAACAUCGAGGAGCUAACUAUGGCUAAGAUGACACCAAUACUGCCAAAUGUUAUGGAUGCAAAUAAUGAAGUUGUCAAGAUGGAUCCUACUGUUGUGAAGCCUGACUUCGAUCAGAGUUUGACACCAAACAUGUGGCAUCCAAGAACCAAUAUGUGUGCAGAGAGUAGCAUCUAUGGAACUGGAUUGUGUGUGGAAUCUGAGUUAAAGAGAGAGUAUUAUCAUGAGGAAUACCCACUGUACUACUUCCUGGGAUACACCUACAUGGCGCUGAAAGUAACCCCAGUCCAGGCAAUCAAAGCCAUUGACAAAAUCCACUUUGAGGUUAACGCCGUCCCGAGCACACAGCCAAUGACUGUACGCCAACUGCUUGAGACUCUGAAGAGGCUUUCCAAGGAAGCUGCCCAGCAAAUGAGUCUGUCCUCUGAUUCAGCCUCCAGCACCAGAGGAUCUCGUAACAACAAUGAGGACAGUGUAGUGCAAGUCUCAACACCUCAAGCUCUGUUCAGUAUCAAAGCUUUUGCCAUAAGUGGCAACCAGAAGCCUGAUGGUUAUGAUGCUUCAAUUUUCUACACGCCAGAGGCAGACGCAAAGAGCGCCCAGCUGAUAAUGUCUCAGGUUGGAGAAGACACCAACUGGAAGAUGUGUGUCGACACCAUCAUGCAUGCAUACGAAGAGGCAAAGGCUCACAUCAGAUGGGGAGCUGAAUGCCAGUCCUAUGAAAUGUCAAUGAGAGGUGCAACCACUCAUUUGCCCGGUUCCAAGCCGACGCUGAAGGCCAAAGUACACUGGACUAGAAUCCCUGAAAGCAUGGCAGAGAUCGGCAGGAGGAUUGAGAGUUACGUCCCCGGGAUGGCUUUCCUUCUUGGUUUCUCCCAGGAACAUGUAAGAAACACCAGGCAGGAGGUUUCAGCAUCAGUUGUUGCCGCCUCAGCAGACAGCAUUGAUAUGAAGAUUAAACUCCCAGAGUAUACAGUCUACCGCCAGGCGAUCCCGUUUCCUCUGCCACCUGUCAGCUUCCAGGAGCUUGAACAAGACAUCAGUAACACAACAGUAGACAGCUUUGAACGUGCAUAAGACAAAGACAACAAAGCCCAGAUGGAAGCCAGAUGCCUCGUUUCACAGUGAUAGCACCGCAACCCAAACCUCAACGCCGUGAUGAAAGUGAGGAUCAUAAAAGAUGCAUCAGUAAUCCGUCAGAUGUCACCAGCUUGGAAAUAACCCGAAAAAGGUCCUGAUUUAUUCAUUUCAAAGCAAGUUAAUAUUUGAAGACCCCCUUUUGAAGAAACAUUGUGUAAAUUCAUGCUUUUGUUACAAAAUGUUGUAUCUUCAUUAUUCUGGAUUUACAAAAAAUAAACAAGGCUUGUUGUGCUGAUUCUGUAUAUCCUUUGUUCAUCCCAAGUCAAAUAAAGCUAUGCUUUUCCUGAUGAUAAUGCGAA